Messenger RNA from Parnassius apollo (apollo), 1833 nucleotides. The record is from the annotation of a GenBank genome assembly. NCBI's taxonomy places the organism in Eukaryota, Metazoa, Arthropoda, Insecta, Lepidoptera, Papilionidae.
AUGCUGGCUGUCCUAUUAAUAAAUCGUAUGAGUAUGCGGCGAAGGGCCACCCGUCGAUUGACGAAACCAAAAAUAUCGGAGAAAAAAGAACCUGAGAUUUCGAUAUGUAGGACCUGUUUGAGCACUGAAAACCUAGUUCCAAUUUUUGAAAGUGAGGAAAUGGAAGAAAAGAGAUCGGAGGAGUUCCGGCUGGUGACUGGCUUAGAGAUUAAGUUAAACGAUGGCUUGUCUCAGAAAAUCUGCAAUCACUGCAUUGAAUUUGUGCAAGCAGUGUUACAGUUUAGGAGGAAGAGUAGGAAGGCAGAAAAAGCCCUCCUUAACAUGACAUCGGGUGUGAAAGUGAAGAAGAAAUACUCCAAACGGAAACAUAAUCUAAGAAAGAGUCCAAGAAUUGAGAAAGGUAAAGCCGAAGUGCUGGUAGAAGACUGUUCUUAUGAUUUCUUUGAUGCUGAUUAUUCAAUGGACUAUGAUUGUUCUGCGGUUGAGGAUGAGAUUAAACCAAAAGUAAAAGAGCAUUCUGAUUUUCAGUCAAAAGCAGCGAUCACCAAAGUAAAGAAUGGCUCGGCGUCCAAUGUGUCCUCAUACCAGUGCGGGUUCUGCAGCAAGGAGUUCCGCAUGAAGGCGACGUACAAGGCCCAUAUGAGGUUCCACACCAACUACUGUGUGUGUGAGUCUUGCGGCAAGAGGUGCCGGAACAACAACCAGCUGCAGGAGCACAAACGCGCGAGACACGGCCUUGGACGUAUACACAAGUGUGCCUACUGCGACUACACCUCCGCCACCAAGGAGGCCCUCACGAUUCACGAGAGACGUCACACUGGUGAGAGGCCUUACGUGUGCGACCACUGUGGCGCCACCUUCCAUAGAAGGUCGAACCUAGUCCAGCACAUCGCUAUACACCUGCCCGAGAAGAAUUUCCAGUGCGACCUGUGCCCGAAGCGGCUCAAGUCUCGCAAGUUCCUGCAGAUCCACAAGCACAACGCACACACCGGGAAGCGAUACGGAUACCUGUGUCCCGUGUGCGAGCACCGCUUCGAGAAGCCUAACAAGUUUCUUGACAAAAAACAUGUUGCCGACACCGAAGAUUCUAUUGAAGAAAAUGAAACAAGAGAAGAUACACAACAAGAUUCAAAUUUAGAGUCUCCAAUCAAUCCACGUUCUACUGAAACAGUAUCCACCAAUCCAGAAACCCAACCACAGUGUUCCAGCCAAGUUAGACAAGAUUCUUCAAACACAACUAAACAAUCUAGCUCUACUCCUAACACAAACCCAUCAAGGAAGCGUAAAAACGCAAAAACUAAUGAAGACAGCUACUUCGAUAAAAACAUCUUGGAGUUUUUAACAAAAAACAGCGAAAUUAUUCAAAAUGACGAUAUGGCAUUUUUUUAUUCUCUUUUACCUUUAACACGGACAUUCGACAAUCGUCAAAAAGUUAUGUUCCGUACUGCAGUAAUGAAUAAAGCCCUGGAAAUUUGUAACUGCCCUUCGUCUAUCACUCCUCUUGCUUCACCAAUGUAUGCAUCUACCUCUCGCCCUGAAUCUUCUACUUCCAGCAUGAAUAUAGCAUCACCAGAAUCUCUACCAUCAGGAUCUCAAGACAUAGUUUUGUAUUCAGUUGAAGAACCUUCGUCUCAAAAUGUAGUGAGAACUAAUCCAAAUAUCGCACAUACAUCACAAAAUUCGGUAAUCACAUCUUUGUCUGCUUCCAGCUUCAAUAUACCAUCACCAGGAUCUCGAGACAUAGUUUUGUAUUCAGUUGAAGAACCUUCGUUUCAAAACGUAGUGACAACUAAUCGUAAUUUCGCUUAUACGAGCACAUCACAAAAUUUGUAA